Messenger RNA from Saccoglossus kowalevskii, 3741 nucleotides. RefSeq names its product transitional endoplasmic reticulum ATPase-like. Gene Ontology annotation, cellular component: nucleus; cytosol; VCP-NPL4-UFD1 AAA ATPase complex. The record is from RefSeq and is a predicted model, not a curated record. Gene Ontology annotation, molecular function: ATP hydrolysis activity; ATP binding; polyubiquitin modification-dependent protein binding. Gene Ontology annotation, biological process: retrograde protein transport, ER to cytosol; mitotic spindle disassembly; autophagosome maturation. NCBI's taxonomy places the organism in Eukaryota, Metazoa, Hemichordata, Enteropneusta, Harrimaniidae.
AUGACAGAGGAUGACGACCUUAAAUCCUAUAGCCGAGACGUGAUAGUAGAAACAGGUAUAAGUGCGUCGGAGGAUUCCGCCAGUAAUGAAUGGCAUGAUCGUGUAUUAGAUAUAUUCGCGGGCUAUGAACAUUAUUUGAAAAGAUCAAAUGACCUAAGAGAAGGACUUCGACGUUCUCUUAAAGAAGGACGAAUUGCAAAGUCGCAGAAAAUGUUUCUGGACUGGUGUAUUGAGCACACUGGCAACAUCCCAACAAGUGAUGAGUUAAUCUUAACAGAGAGUGACACUACCACACAGCAAGAGAAUCUUGGAUUACUCGCAUGUUCACCAGGACCGACAGCAACACCAGCAGAAACAACUGCAACAGAAUCUAAAACAGAUUCAGGAACUGGUAUUGGUGGUGGUGGCGGAGCAGGAGGUGGUGACCCACCAUUCCCGUCAACAUCGGCAGGUCAAAUAGCUCCGACCCAACGAACGGUAGCUAUUAUAUUGAACUGGAACUCAGAAAUUGGAAAUACAAUCUUAAAUGCUUUGGCAUUAGCUGCACAAUUUGACACAUUUCGCUCAAUUUUUCCCACAGUUGUGACAUAUUUAUAUUUGCUAGGCCGAAUGAAAAUUACUAAAAUUGAAAGAAGUUCCCUCAGAAUAACAGUGAGAUGUCCACAAUGGGCCUCACUAAAGGAUUUGUGGGCUGAUAUGUGGUCUGGUAAAUUAGCCAGAAAAUUCAAAAAAGAUAUUGAAACUACAGAUUUGUUCCAAGAGGCAUGCAAAGAAAAUGCAAACAUUACACCAUUCAAAGUAAAUAUUGAGUCAUGGGAAUACAGAAAAUGUGAAGCUGAACUGAAGUACAUUCUGAGAGGUACUGAUAGACGCACUGAUGGUGGAGCUGCCUGGAAUGGAGGCUCAGACGAAGAAUUGACAGAUUCAGAUUCAGAUACAGAUUCAGAUACCAUUUCAGAUUCAGACCCCAAUACAUCUUCAAGUAGUUCGUUGACAGCACUACAACAAAGACAAAGAGAAAUUGAUCUUGAGAGACAGCAAAACCAAGAAGACGAAUGGUUCCACGGAGUUCAGUCUGAAACAGAAUCUGAGGCGACUUCUAUGGAUGAAACAGACGAUGAUGAUGAAGAUCUUCUAGACAACCUUGAAAUGAGAUUGUGGCUGGCGAUGCAAGUCAGAUACGAAUCAGAAAGAAUUCGGCAAAUUCCGGAAGAAUAUCGACAACACAUCUUUGAAAUGGAAAGAAGACCUUCAAGUGAUUUACCAACGUUUAAUUUGAGAAGAUUUGUUGUAGAAGAUACAAUUAGCCGCGAUUCUUCCCAGGUGUUUAUGUGUCAGGAGAAAAUGAAGGAACUCGGCCUUAUAAGCAACGAUAUUGUUUUGUUGAGGAGCAAAAAUCGCCGCAGUACAGUAUGUAAUGUUGUAGCUGACAAAACAUUGGAACUAUCUAAGGUCAGACUUAACUACCAUGCCAGAAAAAGUCUGAAAGUGUUUCUCGGUGGUUUUGUGCGGGUUGUACCGUGUAGAGACAUCGUCAAUGCUGACAGAAUACAUAUUAUACCUUAUGGUAAUUCCAAACAUAGAUACACACGUAGACCUCUAUUUGAUAAUUACUUGAAACCCUAUUUCAAUGAAAGACACAGACCUAUUCAUGAAAAGGAUGUAUUUAUGGUCAAUGACAUGGAGUUUCAAGUUAUACAUACCGAUCCAUCGCCGUAUUGUAUUGUGACAUCGAAUACGGAGAUAUAUUGUGAUGGCCAGCUCCCAAGAGAAGUGGAAGACUACUAUUCACUGGACAGAGUUGGAUAUGAUGAUAUCGGUGGUUAUACACAACCCAUGCGCGAAGUCAGAGAAAACAUGGCAAAUGCAUUGGCACCAAGAGGAGGAGUGUUGGGUAGAAUGGGUGCCACGCCAACAUAUGGAAUACUAUUAACCGGCCCUUCUGGUUCUGGCAAAACGAUGAUUGGUAAAUCACUAGCGAAUGAGACUGACGCUUCCAUAAUGUUUAUUGAUGGACCCGAUAUUGUGAGUAAAUGUGCUGAGGCAGGAGUGUCUGUCCUGGAAUUAGUGUUCAUAGACGCUGAGAAAAACCAACCGUCUAUUGUAUUUAUCGACGCCAUUGAUGGUUUAGCAGGAAAAGAUGACAUAGCCCAUAGUGAUGUUCAAAUGAAGUGUGCAUCUUUUUUGGGAACCCGGAUGGACCGAAUACAUAACAACUUAAGUCGCGUUGUGGUCAUUGGCGCCACCGAAAAUUCAAGUCGCCUGGAUCCGAGGCUCAGAAGGUUUGGUCGUUUCAGUAAAGAGAUACUCAUAGGCAUGCCUGAUACUAAUGACAGAUUACGAAUUUUGAAAAUCCAUACAAGAGAAAUGAAGUUAGCUGACGAUGUUGAAUUGAAACAGGUUGCUUAUGAUGCACAUGGAUACACAGGUGCUGAUUUGGCUGGUCUUUGUUCUGAAGCUGCCAUGCACCACUUGCGUAAGAAAAUGGGUUUACUACAUGUACAAGAUAAGAAUGAUGAUUUGAAGGACCAGGAGGCCAUGGCUGGUAUAGGGAAUCUAGAAACGGUUGAGGUUGUCAGUGGCACACCUAGUACAGGAUUUGCAGACCAAUACGACAUACUAGACGAGUUGGCUAUGCAAAUGCAAGCUGUUGAUUUGAAUGCUGAGAGUGCAACAACCAUCAACAACCUAGCUAUUACCAUGAAAGACUUUCAAUAUGCCAUGAGUAAAAGUGGUCCAAGUAUUUUACGUGAGCGUGUUGCACAAAUCCCCAAAAUCUCAUGGCAAGAUAUUGGAGGGCUUGAAGAAGUAAAAAAAGAGCUCAGAGAGUUCGUGCAAUAUCCUAUCAACUAUCCUGAACAAUACGCGAAGUUUGGUUUAUCCCCAUGUCGUGGCAUGUUAUUGUACGGACCUCCAGGAUGCGGCAAAACACUGCUAGCCAAAGCAGUAGCCAAUGAAUGCAGAGCUAAUUUCCUAUCUGUCGGAGGCCCAGAGCUAAUGGCAAUGCCGUUUGGACAUACAGCCAUGGACAACGUCAAAGACCUGUAUAAUAAGGCGCGUCUAGCAUCACCAUGUAUACUAUUCUUCGAUGAGAUGGACUCAAUUUCCGCUAAUAGAGAAGCCUCUGGUUACAGUGGAGCUGAUAUUAUUGUCAACCAACUGCUCAUGGAAAUGGAUGGAAUAACUACCACUAGCAAUGUAUUUGUAAUAGGUGCAACAAACAGACCCGACUUGAUUGACAGUGCUAUUUUGAGACCCGGUAGGCUUAGUCAACUUAUUUACAUUAGAUUACCAGACGAAUCGUCACGCUAUUUAAUUUUGAAAGCUAUACUUCGACAUUCACCGGUUGCUAGGGAUGUAAAUUUAAAGUUAUUAGCUGUCCGCACCGAGGGAUAUAGUGGUGCUGAUUUGGCCUGUAUAUGUAAAAGAGCUGGUCAAAUAGCGAUCCGAGAAAAUAUCGAAGCUGAAAAGAUAAGAGAAGAAUGGAGAGCUGAACAGCGUCGCCUCCGUAAGAAAUUUAUCGAUGCGUGCCCAAUCACCGAGAUCAGUACCAGACAUUUCGAGGAAGCAUUAAGAGUAGUCCGGAGGUCAGUCACAGACAAUGAUAUCAAAUUGUACGAAAGCUUUUCGCAGAAUCUUCAGAAGACAAUGACUUUCCAGAGAAAGAAGUCUUCACAUGAGCUCGGACUUGUUCGACGUAUACCGAACACUGACGAGGAUCAUUUACUCAUUGAGAGCUGA